Messenger RNA from Myxocyprinus asiaticus (Chinese sucker), 810 nucleotides. Its product is annotated as olfactory receptor 5B12-like. Gene Ontology annotation, cellular component: membrane. Bases 1 to 810 code for a protein of 269 amino acids. Gene Ontology annotation, molecular function: G protein-coupled receptor activity; olfactory receptor activity. The record is from RefSeq and is a predicted model, not a curated record. Gene Ontology annotation, biological process: G protein-coupled receptor signaling pathway. NCBI's taxonomy places the organism in Eukaryota, Metazoa, Chordata, Actinopteri, Cypriniformes, Catostomidae. The transcript is spliced from 2 exons.
AUGGAUAACUCAACAUUCAGACACAGCAUACUCCUAGUGGAGGGACUGAAAGUUUCACCUCAAUCUUCCUAUCCUGUUUUUAUCCUACUGCUCUUGGCAUAUACAUUUACAAUGGUAUCCAACAUUGGACUUAUUAUUCUGAUCUCAACAGAGAAAAAUCUACAUCACCCCAUGCAUUUUCUGUUCUGUAACUUGCCCCUGAAUGAUAUUGUAGGGACCACUGUCAUUUUGCCACGCUUGAUGCAGGACAUUUUAAGGGAAACCUCAGAGCGCUAUAUCACAUAUGUGGAUUGUGUUUUUCAAGCAUAUUUUGUACAUAUAUUUAUUGUAGCAUGCCACUAUGUGCUAAUGUUAGGUCUUACUGUACGGCUGUCUACCUGCAGAUCUAAAAUUGAAAACCCUUUCUGUGACAAUGCCUCACUGUUUAAACUUUCCUGUGAAGAUGUGGUCAUUAAUAAUGUGUAUGGAUUGAUUUAUACUGUAGCUGUGCUUUGCUUCUCAGCGGUUUCUGUAUUUAUAACAUAUGUCAAGAUUGCAACCGUAUGCAGAACUAGCAAAAACAAAGCACUGAACAGCAAAGCCAUAAAAACCUGUAGCACUCAUUUAACUGUUUAUUUAAUCAUGUUUGUAACUGGAGCUACCGUGGUUUUUCUCCAUCGUUUUCCCGAAUACUCUGAAAGCAGGAAACUAUGUAGUUUAAUGUUCCAUAUUGUACCACCAGGAUUAAAUCCUUUAGUUUAUGGUUUACAAACCAAAGAGAUCAGACAGAAGAUUGUUAAAUUUUGGUUUAGAAAAAAAGUUAAUUCUUAA